UCAAAACAGUGGCAAAUUUAAACGCUUCCGUUGAGCGCUGCGCGGCUUGUUUGUUUUCCCUUUCAGUCGCAGUGAGCAAAGACGUUUCCUGUUUGGUGAGUUGUCGAAGAAAUAACUUGAAAACAUGGCCGAGAACGAGUCCGGGGAUACUUCGGAGCGCUACGAGUUUGAUGCCCCGUCCCACGUCGUUGACUUCAAAGAACUAGUGAAUGCUGAAACCGACGACAAGUGGUUUGAAAUGCACGCUGUGGGAGAAAGUGAUCAUCUUAUCACACCUUCGAGACCGGACCAGCUGCGUCUGACAAGUGAUGAGCCUGAGCACGCAAUGUUGUCUCAAACAAACACUGAUGGUGACUCUGGUCCCAGCAUAUCGGCAUCUCCACCUGCAAACAUUGUGACGUCCUGGGGUGCUGAACGUCGCACACAGAAUGAUGUCCGUUCAAAGCAAAGGCCUGUUAAUAAAGUCCCUGCACAGCCACGCAGAGUUUCAAAGCGUAAAGAGAUGACCAGUGGUCCAGCUGCACCACCAUCAAAGAAAUGCAAAGAGAGUGAGCAGCUGAUUUCCGGGUUUGGUCCCCGCAGGAGUGAGCGGCUAAAUUCAAAGAGAGAACAUCAGACCCACGCAGCAGCUUCCACCUCCACACCCACAGAGCCGAGCACCUCUGAGGAGCUGGAGCUGGAGCGCAUCAGGAACCUUCAGAAGGAAGUUGCUCUUCACCGGAAGAAGAAUGAGGCCAGCUACAAGGCUGCUCUAGCUGGGAAUCCACCACCAAAGAAGACGUUCCUGUCUACAACUGUGCCCAAAGACUUCCACUUCAGUACAGAUACCCGUGUUAAGUCCUCCACUUCAUGCAACACAGAGAAGGAAGUGGACUUUGUCAGUCAGCUUCGCAAACCGUCCUCCCCAGCAAAGGCUCGGAAAGGUGCCACAGUGCCCAAACCUUUCAACCUGUCAACAGGCAACAAGAGAAAGGCGGAAGAGGCGAGCGCUUAUGUGCCCAUGGCCCAGCAGAUCAAGCAGUUCCAGAAGCGAACCCCCACCCGCUACCAUAUGCACAGUCGUAGAAGUCAAGAGAGAGGACCCGCCACAGCAAAGGGGAACCACCUGAAGCUCACUCAGCCCCACUCCCCACACCUGAUGACUCGUCAGAGGAGCCGGCCGCCUACUGUUAAGUGCUCUGCUGAGCUGGAGGCUGAGGAGGCGGAAAAACUUGCAAACUUUAAAAUCAAGGCGCUGGAGCUGAACAGGAAGAUACUGGAGAGUGCAGAGGACCUAAAAAAGCCAGCAGUGAAGGAGCCCACCGUACCCGAAGGCUUUGAGCUGGAGAUUGAAAAAAGGCUCCAGGAGAGGCAGGCCACAAAGAAGCCCCAGGAGGAUGAUGAAAAGCCCCAGAACUUUAAAGCCAAGCCUCUGCCCAAAAAGGUUCUGGAAAGAGUUGUGGGACUGCCAGAAAAGAAAGUUGCAAAUCCGACUGUUCCCGAGUCUCCUGCCUUUGCCCUCAAGAAGAGAGUUCGACUGGAUCGCAAGGUCGAGGAGGUCAAGCAGCCGUCACCAGUUAAGGCCCCCCCAGUGCCUCACUUCGGCCUGCCCUUUCAGCCCCGGCUACCUGAGAACCACCGUGUGGAGAUCUGUCCUUUCUCCUUUGAGCAGAGGGAGCGUGAAAGAAAAGCCUUGAGAGAGAAAAAGUUGGAGGAAAAGCGAAACGAAGAGAUACCACAGUUUAAGGCCCAGCCGCUGCCUGACUUUGACAGUGUGGUCCUGCCAGAGAAGAAGAAGCUGGAGCCUACCAAGCCUGAGCCUUUUAGGCUGCUUCUGGAUGAACGGGGAACUGUGAAGAACAGUCGCUGGGAGCAGAUGGUGAAAGAAGAACAGAAACAUCAAGAGGAAGCAGCAGUAUUUAAAGCUCGGCCCAACACCGUCAUUCACAAGGAGCCUUUCAGGCCCAAGAAAGAGGCCCGGCCUGCAGUGGGCAAUAAUUCUUCCAUAGUUGUAGAGGCCUUUGAACUGGCAACAGAGCGGCGUGCCCGAGAGUGGCAGGAGUAUGAGCGAGUGACCAGUGAGAAGGAGGUUCUGCGGGCGCACAUGGAGGCAGAGCAGAGACGAGAAGAAGAGCAGAGACAGAAGGAGGAGGUCGCCCGGCUGCGACAAGAGCAGGUGCACAAAGCUCAGCCCAUCAGACACUACAAACCUGUAGCUGUGAAGAAGAGCGAAGUUCCUCUUACAGUCCCGGAGUCUCCAAACUUCUCCGAUCGCUUCCGCUUGUGACCACUUUUGUUGUGAAAUGUAACGUUACCACAGAAAUCUCUGACCUGAAAUGUUGUUUUUACAUUGCUUUUACAUUUUUCUUUUUUCCAUGUUUAGCUUUGUAUUUUAGCUGUCUGAUGUACACUCAUUAAUGUGACUGUUUUAAAUUACAGAAUAAAACAUCAUCUACACCCACCAAUA
Molecule: messenger RNA, 2446 nt
Organism: Neolamprologus brichardi
Lineage: Eukaryota; Metazoa; Chordata; Actinopteri; Cichliformes; Cichlidae
Gene: tpx2
Product: TPX2 microtubule nucleation factor
Biological process (GO): activation of protein kinase activity; regulation of mitotic spindle organization
Cellular component (GO): microtubule; spindle
Source: RefSeq, a predicted model, not a curated record